Oxyura jamaicensis (ruddy duck) is the source of this 930-nucleotide messenger RNA. Its product is annotated as olfactory receptor 1052-like. The record is from RefSeq and is a predicted model, not a curated record. Gene Ontology annotation, biological process: G protein-coupled receptor signaling pathway; sensory perception of smell. Gene Ontology annotation, cellular component: membrane. The transcript has a single exon. Gene Ontology annotation, molecular function: G protein-coupled receptor activity; odorant binding; olfactory receptor activity. Bases 1 to 930 code for a protein of 309 amino acids. NCBI's taxonomy places the organism in Eukaryota, Metazoa, Chordata, Aves, Anseriformes, Anatidae.
AUGGACAGGAGGAACGACAGCACGAUAACCCAUUUCAUCCUCCUAGGAUUGACAGAUCAUCUGGAGUUGCAGGUCCCUCUCUUCUUCUUAUUCUUAGGGAUCUACAUCACCACUCUGUUGGGGAACCUUGGGAUGAUUGCUUUGAUUUGGACUCAUCUCCAACUUCACACUCCUAUGUAUUUCUUCCUCAGUAACUUGUCUCUAAUCGACCUCUGCUAUUCUACUCUCUUUGCUCCAAGGUUGCUGGUGAGCUUCUUAGUGCAGAGCAAAACCAUCUCCUAUUCCGUGUGCCUUUCCCAGAUUUUCUUUUUUGCUGUUUUCCUCACUACAGAGGGGUUCUUGCUGGCUGCAAUGGCAUAUGACCGUUACGUAGCCAUCUGUAGACCACUGCUCUAUACGACUGUGAUGACCAAGAGAGUCUGUAGGCAAUUAGUGGUGGGAUCAUAUAUGGGGGGACUCCUGAAUUCAUUGACACACACUUGUGGCUUGCUGGGGCUGCCUUUCUGUGGACCCAACCUCAUCAAUCAUUACUGUUGUGACAUACCCGCCUUGCUGCAACUUGCAUGUGCGGAUACCCGUCCUAAUGAGACUUUGCUAAUAGCUUUUUCUGUAGUUAUUGCCCUGUUCACCCUCCUUGUCAUCACCAUUUCCUAUGUGCUCAUCCUCUCUGCCAUCCUGAGGAUCCAGUCAGAUGAUGGCAGGAAGAAAACCUUCCACACCUGUGCCUCUCACCUGACAGCUGUCACCAUUUUCUAUGGAUCUGUUACUUUUAGCUAUAUCCAACCCAGCUCCAGCUACUCGAUGGAGCAGGAGAAAGUCUCGGCAGUCUUCUAUACCCUGGUGGUCCCCAUGCUGAACCCCCUGAUCUACAGCCUGAGAAACAAGGAGGUGAGGAACAGCUUCAGAAAGUGCAUCAUGACUUUCCCAUAA